Corythoichthys intestinalis (scribbled pipefish) is the source of this 4420-nucleotide messenger RNA. RefSeq names its product unconventional myosin-XIX. NCBI's taxonomy places the organism in Eukaryota, Metazoa, Chordata, Actinopteri, Syngnathiformes, Syngnathidae. Gene Ontology annotation, biological process: vesicle transport along actin filament; actin filament organization. Gene Ontology annotation, cellular component: cytoplasm; vesicle; myosin complex. Bases 589 to 3507 code for a protein of 972 amino acids. The transcript has 24 exons. Gene Ontology annotation, molecular function: actin filament binding; ATP binding; microfilament motor activity. The record is from RefSeq and is a predicted model, not a curated record.
CUUGAGGCCCGUUGUCUCCAGAGCCAACUGAUAAACACAACUUAUGACAAGAGCUAAGACCCACGAGUGCUUUGCUGGUACUACAACCAAAAGUAUAGAUGUCAGGACCCUGACGAAAGCCAGCGUGAAGAAAAAAUUCCAGUGGACACCAUAUUCAGUCACAUGUUCUUGGUAGUCGCUCAUUUUGAUGAAGACUAGUCGGGCCGCGCCGAGAGCAACCAGGGGCCACACGGAGAGGACUUGCUUGGAGAUAUGUUUCAACUUCGAUCCAUAAAUGCUCUUCCCACGUGCUUCUGAGCAAACCAGACCAUUUGCAAAGAUAAACGCUCCAACACCAAAGUCCAUAACGCCUGUUCCAAACGUUUCUGUUUUAGCGAAUCGCCUUGGAAACACUCGAAAGUCUACAGCUAGAAUACUGAUAGCUGUUUGCAUAUUCACCAUCACUCUGAAGAUGGUCACAAAGGGAAGCUGUUUAAACCGAAUCGUUCUGUUGAGGAAUUCGCUGAGAGGGGUUUGCCGGUGACUACGGUAGAUUUGACAAAGCGCACAUGACAAAACAAAGGUGAAGCUCAAAAUCACCAGAACAAGAUGGUCGCUCACAAUAGUCCAAGACAGGACGAGUGGAAAGACCAACACGGAGAAAUCGAGAAGCAGGGUCAAGGUUCCUUACAGAAGCUUUCUUCCAAGGAUCGCCUUAAUGACUCAAUGGAGGAUGAAAUUCUUGCCUUCCUUAUCGAUGAUGAAGCCCAGCUGCACACAUAUGACGAUCUCACCAAAGUCAAUCCUGUGACCCCAACAACAGUCCUGAGAUGCCUGCAGGCCAGAUACACCGUGAAGGUAUUUUACACCCAUGCUGGCUGCACCUUGGUGGCUCUUAACCCCUUCCAACCUGUUCCUGAACUUUACUCCUUGGAUGUCAUGAAAGAGUAUCACUGUGCUCCUCAGAUUAAGAUUAAUGUCUUUCCACAGGAGCCAAAGCCACAUAUCUUUAUUGUGGCAGAGGAAGCCUACAGGAAUGUUAAGGGUCAGCUAGUGCCAGUGGACCAGUCCUUAGUGGUCAGUGGAGAGAGCGGUGCCGGAAAGACAUGGACUUCUCGUUGCCUGAUGAAAUACUACGCCACAGUGGCAGCUUCCUCGUCAGUGGUAGAUAGUCAGGACACUGUGGAGAGGAUAGAGAGGAGGGUGUUGGACUCCAACCCCAUCAUGGAAGCUUUCGGUAACGCGUGUACACUCCGCAACAACAACAGCAGCCGCUUUGGAAAGUAUAUCCAGCUCCAGCUUGACAGGUGUCACCUGCUAGUAGGUGCGUCAGUGCAGACAUAUUUACUGGAGAAGACCAGGGUUGCCUACCAGCCUCCAAAUGAAAGGAACUUUCACAUCUUUUACCAGAUGAUGAAAGCAGCAAGUGAUGAGCAGAGAAAGGAGUGGAAGGUGCCACAUGGUCACCACUUUGCGUGGCUACCAAAUGUUGAAAAAACUAUAGAGGAGGACUGUUUUCAAGAGACCCUUGAUGCUAUGGUACACCUGCAUAUAAAUACAGAGCAGCAGAGACAGAUAUUUAGGAUUUUAGCAGGCAUUCUGCAUCUGGGGAAUGUGAAUUUUUCUAUUUCAGCAGACGACUCACAGCCGUGUGACAUAAAGGAUCAGUCCAAAGGCUCCUUGCAUAUGGCUGCUGAACUGUUGCAAAUUCCUGCUGAGGAUCUUCAGACAUGUUUAAGUGUGAGGACAUUAAAAGCAGGGAGGCAGAGUGUACACAAGCCUUGUACACAAGUAGAGUGCUGCGUACGGAGAGAUUGCCUUGCCAAAGUCAUCUAUGCCAAAUUAUUUGAAUGGCUGGUGGCGUACAUCAACAACAGCAUUUUUGCGGACAAAUCCACUUGGUGCAACUUCAUAGGUGUUCUAGAUGUAUAUGGCUUUGAAUGUUUCCAAAGUAACAAUCUGGAGCAGCUUUGUAUCAACUAUGCCAAUGAGAAACUCCAGCAGCACUUUGUUAGCCAUUAUCUACGAGCUCAGCAGGAGGAAUAUGUGUCUGAGGGGUUACAGUGGUCCUUUGUCAAAUACCAAGAUAACCAGGGCUGUUUGGAUCUCCUGGAAGGAAGCCCUAUUAGCGUGUUUUCUCUUCUUGAUGAGGAGAGCCGUCUAAAUCGAGCCUCAGAUGCCAGAGCGUUCAGGAUUCGUCUGGAGAAGGAGCUUGGAGACAACAACAACAUUGGCUGGGAUAAAUUCAGCAAGGUGCCACACUUCACUGUGGCCCAUUACGCUGGCAAAGUGGAGUACAGGAUAGAUGGCAUGGUGGAGAAAAACAAGGAUCCAGUGGCACCAGAGAUCAUAAGCCUGCUUCAAAUGUCAGAAAACCUCCUGCUUCAUAAUAUCUUCACAGAAAACGAAAGUGAAAACUCAUCAAGCAAGGGGAUCAGUAAAGUCACUGUAGUGUCAAAAUUUAAGAACUCCCUGGAGACCUUGAUGAGCAUCCUCCACAACACAACUCCUCACUAUACUCGCUGCAUUAAACCAAAUUCUGACUGCAAGCCUUUGAUCUUCAAAAAGGAGGAGGUCAUAAUGCAAUUAGAGGCCUGUGGGAUUGUUGAGACAAUACAUAUAAGUGCUGCUGGCUUUCCUAUAAGAAUACCAUUCAAGGCUUUCAUACAACGCUAUGGAUUGAUAUCGAAACACUCAAACUUCAAGUCAGAAGCCUCAAACCUUGUGAUGACUGGCUGCGACAACGAAAGUAAUCUACAGGAGGUGGAAAGGCUACUUGGCUUGGUGUUGCAACACUCGGAGUAUAAUAUUAGCAGGGAACCCAAAUCUCUGGUGCAUUGUGGGAGGACCAAAGUUUUUCUCACCCAGUCAAUGUUAGACAUACUGGAAGAUCUGAGGAAGAAGAUUCUCUCAAAAUGUGCAUUCUCCAUUCAGUGCUGCUGGACACGCUACCAAAGGCGCAAACGUCAAGAGCGGCGGCAUUCUGCUACUCUAAUCCAAGCAGCGGUCCGUUCUUGGCUCGUCAGAAGACGUGUCCAGAGGUGGGAUAGAGCCGCAACACUUAUUCAGAAAUCCUGGAGGCAGUGGCGGGAACUUUUGAAAUCACUGGCUGAGGCAGAGCUCGAUGACGCAGAAGAUCUCGUUCAGGAAGAGGUGGCGGAAUUAAAUGCCAUCAUCGGGGAACGCGGAUCCGUGCAGCUAUCCGGCAUCCAGGAACCCGUCACUGUGCGAGGAUGGCCGAUGGGGUUGGCUUUGCCCUCAGCACCAUCCAUCACAAUGUCCGUGAGGGCCACAGGCUUGCGAAAGAUGAUAUCUGUGGUGGCUUCUCUCAAACUUCCUUCCAAGAGAGGAGAAUAUAAGGUGGAGACAAACCAGAACAUGAGGGGAGUUGCCUCCAUUCGGGCUCAACCAAAGGGAUCUGUUAAACUGCACUGCCAGCCGUCACCCCUUCUUUAUGCAAACAGGCAACCGGAGAUGAGUAAUUAUGUGACUGGUUUCAAUGAAAUCCUACUAGAGAAGACUCUAUAGUGUGUGCAGCACUUUCACAAACAGGCUCGAGUAGAAAACUUGUCAUGUGACAGAUCUGCUAGUAAACUUUUGUCACUUUUCAGCAUGAAUUAUAAAUGCAGUAAUCAGUGUUUCCUGGAAUUCCACAUUUUUCCAAAAGUCAGCUCGGAAAGGACAACUGCUGUGUAAAAUUAAGCAAUGCUGCCAUUUCAGGUAAACUUUUUUUUUUAUUAUCACUACUGCCUUCCGUAAAAACAUAAGUGUUGUGAUUAGAUUAGUAAAAACCGAAUGUGUACUGUAUGUAUCACUAAUUGACUGUUGAUAUUUUUUUUGACAUUUUGUAAUGAUUUACCUGUUAAGACUGUAUGCCGCAGAACCAAAGUGUGUAUACAUGUAUUGCGCGUUUUAAUGCAGAAAUUGCACAUUCAAGCAUCAUUCCAAACAUUUCAGACUUGAAUCAGGGAGAAAUAAACAUGAUUUAUCCAAACUGCUGCUAAAAGAUACACACCAGUGAAAAUCAGGGAUGAGGGGAUUUUUACAAUUUUCAUCAAUCUGGAAUGUUUUUCACUAAAAGUGAGCAUGCUUUAUAGAAAAGUAAUGAUAUAUGAUCAUGAAUAAAGAAUGAUUUUGUCUUUUUCUAGCUGUGUUAAUGGCAUAUAAUUUACAAAAAAAAUGUACAGUAUUGUUAUUUGAGUGCUUUAUACAAAAUAAAUCAUGUUUUUAAAGCUACAUAUUGUACAUAUGCAUGUCUAUACAGUAUGUCUUCACACUUCAAUAUGAAUGUCUUAGUGCAGCAUCUACCAUGAUUAUUUUUUACAUUUUUAGUAAAAGUAAAUCAAAAAUUCACUUCAGUUCACAAGUCUAUCUUGUCACGGAUCUUCUUUUUCUACAACCUUCAAACAUUGAUCCGAAAACUCUACAAAUAAAGGCUCCU